Vombatus ursinus (common wombat) is the source of this 1655-nucleotide messenger RNA. RefSeq names its product fat storage inducing transmembrane protein 2 (gene FITM2). Lineage: Eukaryota; Metazoa; Chordata; Mammalia; Diprotodontia; Vombatidae. Gene Ontology annotation, cellular component: endoplasmic reticulum membrane. Gene Ontology annotation, biological process: lipid droplet organization; phospholipid biosynthetic process; lipid storage. The record is from RefSeq and is a predicted model, not a curated record. The transcript has 2 exons. Bases 43 to 843 code for a protein of 266 amino acids.
GGGAGAGCGCAGAGUAGGGAGCGAUUCCCGGUCGGGACGGGGAUGGCGGCCGGCAUGGAGUACCUGGAACGUUGCUCAUGGUUUCUCCGGACUACGCUGGUGCGGGCGGCCGUGCGGCGCUACCUGCCUUGGGCGCUGCUCGCCUUCAUGCUGGGCGGCUCUCUAGUCAAGGAGUUCUCCCCGCUGCCCCCAAGCUACCUCAGCAACAAGCGCAACGUCUUCAACGUGUAUUUUGUCAAAGUGGCCUGGGGUUGGACCUUCAUUCUCCUCCUGCCUUUCAUUGCCCUUACCAACUAUCAUCUGACAGGGAAGGCUGGUGUAGUCCUCAAGCGGCUGUGCAUACUUCUGGUGGGGACAGCGAUCUGGUAUGUCAGUACAAGUGUCUUCUUGCACAUUGAAUACUUCACAGGCAGCUGCUACAAAUCACCUGCCCUGGAGAGUGUCCAAAAGGAGUAUAACAGCAAGGAGGACUGCCGUAAAGGUGGCGGAUUCUGGCAUGGCUUUGACAUCUCUGGCCACUCCUUCCUUCUGACCUACUGUGCUCUGGUCAUUGUGGAGGAGAUGGCUGUUCUGCAAGAGGUCACGAUGGACAGGAGCCACAGCCUAUACUUCACUCUCACCUCCUUGGUCGUUGCCUUGGGCUGCUUGGCAUACAUCUGGAUUUGGAUGUUCUUUUGCACUGCUGUUUAUUUCCAUGACCUGUCCCAGAAAGUGUUCGGUACCCUGUUUGGCUUGGUAGGCUGGUAUGGAACGUAUGGGUUUUGGUACCUGAAACCCUUUUCUCCUGGACUUCCUCCUCAGAGCACCAGUCUGAAUUUGAAGCAAGAUAGUUACAAGAAAUAAAAGAAAAAUUAGGGAGGGACAAGAAGGUUAAUCUAUCUCCGUUUAUUUUGAUUAGGUAUCUUUGCUCAAUUAUCAAUCCUGUCUCACUUGACAGUUUUAGCAAGGGCAGGGGCUGGGGGAUGGCGGUCUCACAGCAAGGGAAAAGAUGAAAAACAUCUUACAUUCCCCCAAAAGAAGCUGUCUGGGAUCAUUUAAUGUAGGGGCAAUAGCUCUGACCAUGAAUUGUACUGUUCAACAAGAUUGGCCUGGGCUUUGUCUGACCGUGACCUGGGACUUCUCCUUUUUUUUUAGGUCUUUUGGGGACCAGGACUCAGAAAAAUGCUGAAGGGCUGGUUAUGCCUGGAUGCAAGGUUAAGGCCUCAGAACUGUCUUUAUCCUCUGUUGUCUCUUAGCUGCCAAUUGUCUUUUCAUUUGAGUGACUCUUAAUAUUAUUUAAACGUUUGCCUUGGAUACUCUUUGCAUAAGUCUUUCAGGCUAGGAUCUUGCCCAUGGGGGGAAAAAGCCUGGAAAAACAGUCUCCUUGUAAUAUUUACAUUUCUUCAGUUGACUGUAAAUAUUGCAGCCAGAUUCUGAUUGACUGCCUUUUAAACCGGAGUGCCUUAAAGACAAAAGUGUUAGAUAACUUUUGUGCAUUCACUGAAAGUGUGUGAUUGUCCAUCCUUGUUCUGUUGAAACUAUGAGAAUUCUUGUUUCUUUAAAUUCUGUAAAAAUGCUGGCAGUAACUAGGUGGUUGGUUAAAGCCUAAAAUCAUGUUCUUAAGGUUUACAAACCCCCAGUCAUGUCUUUUGUUAUAAAUUUAAAUUGUUUUGUUU